Molecule: messenger RNA, 3458 nt
Organism: Styela clava
Lineage: Eukaryota; Metazoa; Chordata; Ascidiacea; Stolidobranchia; Styelidae
Source: RefSeq, a predicted model, not a curated record
GGUUGUAGUCUAAUUCACUGAUUUUUUCUAUUAUUCUUCUACUGUCUUGAAACUUAAUUUGUGGAACUACUGAACUAUGGGAACAAAUACUGAAAUAGUCACUCGACCUGGACUGGUAACCGGAUGAGAGACCGUGGUUCACCAUAUGAUCAAGCCGUCUUAUCGGCUUUCCUCUCCCAUGGGAUAAAUAUGUGAAUUCUAUCCUAAGUGCAGUUUCGAGUAUUUCAUAUUUUGUUGCGUCUAGCCUACAGCUACCGCAAAACCAUGGCGGGAUUUCCAAACCAUGGUCGUUAUAGCCGAACCUAUGGCGACCGACUUUUCAGCUGUUACAAACCAAUGGCGAGCUGCCGUUACCCCGGAAGCAAAUUGAAAACCAAAGGUGGAUGAAAUUUUGCUGCCGUAAUCACAGCAUGUCGGUUGUAAUGGUAGGGCUUCCCCCAAUGGUGAUAAAUAUUGGAUUGACUUUGAUCUCCAUGUAGAAGAGCCGGCAUUGAUGGACAGUGGCUUUACCUUGGUUUUUGAUGACCCUAAGAUGUGCCCUGGUGAUUCGUCUUUUCAUUGGGAGACUCCAAUAAUAUUAAAUAGGCCGGAAAGUUGUGAAACAAGAAAUUCAAAACCACUUUUAAUGUUUGAUCCAGAUCAUGUGACUCUCAGGAAAACUAAACCUGAAAUUGCCAAUGGGCUCACAAGUUUUGUUAUUGAAGAAAGUGUGCCAUUGCUGUUGGCAAGUGAAGGUUCCACUGAAUUUGAAUGGAAUUUACCAGAGAUUUUGAAAGAAUCUGAAGGAAUACUGAAGCAGAAUGUUCCUCUAUUACAAAAUGAAUCUGGGACCGAACUAAUAAAAAAUGAACCUGAAAUUGCUGGUGGACUAUCAGCUUCAAGUUUGGAGAAAAAUGAACCUCUGAUUAAGAAUCCGCCAGGUGUACUUAUACAAAGCACACCACAAAUGACAGAAAAUUUUGACAAAUCUGAUUUAAUACAAAAUGAGCCGUUGUUUAAUGCUGGCACUUCUGACCUCAAACAACGCAUCCCUUUUCUUAAUAUAGGAAAGAGUCUUUUAACAUGGAGGCUGCCAUUGCUUAGAGCAGGAAUCACAAAAUUAAAGCAUCGUAUUCCCAUACUCUUAGAAGGAAUUACAAUGUUGGUGCAUAAUUUACCACAGGCUGCUGAUAGUCCCAGUACAUUAGUUCAUGAAAUCCCUGAAUUCAGUGAAAAUCGUGUACAUGAAUUGCACCAUAAUAUUCCUGAAAUUCAGUAUGGCGAAGUAACAUUCACCCACAACACACCUGUUCUUGAAAAUGCAGAAGAAGAAUGAUUUGCAAUAGAUCAUCUUACCUCAUUGUAUUUUCUCAUUUUUAAAAAUAAUUUGUUUUAAACCUGACCCAAGCUUUAUUACUUACCCACAUGUAAUAACAUGCAGACAUGUUUUAAUAUUGAUAAACUAUUCAUUUGUGCUAUUCUCAUCUUUUAACAGAGUUUAUUUAUAAUUUACCAAUUAUUUUUAUGUAUUAUUUGGAAUUUGUUUGAGAUAAUCAUCACACUAGAACAAAUUUAUAACUGUAUUCAAUACUGUUUUUAAAAUUUUGGUCUGUCUUUAUUUUGUUUAUAAAUAUUUAAUUUUUAAAUAACUUUAGUUAUGCUAAAUGCACUUAGAUUUAACAAUUGUCAAAUUUCCUGCCCAUGCUUGAGUAGGGCCGGAAACUCACACCUGAAGAUGGCUGGAAAUUUUUUGUUUGAGUAAUUUUCAAUUCAGUUACCCCCAUUAUAUUAUUGGACUUUAUUCAUCAUGUAAUUUAAGAAGAUCAACCAUAUCAUGAUUUUUCUGUAUAAUUAUUUAAUAUAGAAUUUGAAGUGACUUGUAUUGUAGUAAUCUGAAAUUCUACAACCACUGAAUGACCAUAUUUAGAUUUUAACAAAUCUUAACAUACCAGACUAAUAUCACAUUUUUAAAUUGUAAUAUGCAAAUGAUCACUUGGCAUCAUGUUUUCUGAUGUGAUGUUUCGUUGCAUCUGUAAAAGUUUACCUUAGGUACCACUUUGUGUAUGUAUCUCGAACAGCUUACAUAACUUGUUAAUUCAGUAAAACAACGUUAUUAUUUACCUAACUAGUUCGAGUCUGCCAUCCCAAAUGCGUAGAAAUUGUUGGACCUGUGGUUAACAGUUUCAGAUAGAUAUUAUUACCUUGCAUUGUAUUUACACCAUGUUCCUUAAGUUAAAUUCAUCACAAUUUAUCAUACAAAAAAAAUUAACUUAUCAGUCAAUGCUGCCAUUCCCUGACUUUAACUUUCUGUGAUCACCCAAUAUUUUUCAAGUGCAAAUAUAAUAGCCUUAGUUGGACACAAACAAUCCUUCUGUUAAUAGUGAUGUAAUAGGGUUCGAAGAAGAGAAACAUUCAAAAUAUUUAAACAAGAUUUUCAACUUUGAUUUGAAUGGAGAAAUUUAUAAAUAAACAGUGCCUUAAUUAUCUUCCAUUAUUAUAAGCUUGGUGCUUUUGAUACUUUGUUACAAACCUGUAAAAUCUUACAAUAAUUUGUUUUAAUUAAUUUUCAAGACUGACACUUGUUUGAUCCCCUGACAAAGUUCUGUAUCAAUCAGUAAAAUUAUGUGUUCCAAGUAUCUUGUUUUUGAAUAGUUAAAGAGCACGAUUUCUCUAGUUUUAUUUUGUUUUUAGCAACAAAUUUUGUUCCUUUUAUGAUUUCACUGCUGUAAUGUGUCUUAUAUUAAUCAGAAUGGUACAGAAUGUUUGUAAUUACUGCAAUAAGUCUAUAAUGUUACUUUAGUUUUUAAUGUUUUGUUGUUCAUUUUGAUUGUGAAAUAAAUUGAUGAUUCACUCCAACCCUGUACAAGAGGAAAGAUUGGUUGGUAAAUCAAUAAACGAACUGCUCAAAUUUCAUGUCAACUGUCGCAUUAUUCAAAUUAGAUUAUUGUUAAAAUAAUGGAUGUUUCUCAGGUCCUUGACCCAAGAAAAUUUUUAUCUAUAUGUUACCAUUGCAAAAUAUUUGAUGACAAUUUAAAGUGUAUUCCUGGGUUGGUGCUUGCAUACUGGAUAUAUGUUUCAAAUGGGUUGGUCAAUUUCCCAGAAAUAAGCAGAGAAAUUGAACAUCCAUUGUUAACAAGUAAUAAUACUCUGUUUGGGUAGUUAUUUUAGCAAAACGCCAAUCCUGUAAUACUAAUUCCAUGCUUUUUGUUACCUUCGAUAUAUUACCUUUGUCAUUCGCUUUAUCUUGUGUAACACCACUGCACUGAUUGGCUAAUAUAUGCAACUCAAACUCUUAGAUCUAUCUUUAUGAAUAAUCACCUGCAUUGCUGUGUAACAAAAAAAAUUCAGGGAGAAAACUAUGUUAUAAAUUUUAUAUACGGGAGUAAAGGUUGUCAUAGUUAAUCUCACUACUUUUAAUUCUUGUGUAUAUGGAUAAGAUGAUAUAUAGUUUGUUGUUAAGGCAUGAAUAUAGCAUUAUU